GUGACUUUUUCAUCAUAAUUUUUUUGAAACAGGUGGUUACCUGACUAACUCUCUGAAAGAUCCAAUACUGUUUUUGUUUUAUUUUUUCACACAAUGAAAAUUUGGUAUAUUUUGUUCAUUAUUUUUUCUUGGAUGAUAUACGGACAGGAUGCUACUAACGACACUACGUGUGAAACAACUUGUCUCAGUGGACCACUUGGUUGUUCUGGAAGAGUAGCAAUCAAUCCUUAUUGUUCCUGUAGUCAUUGUGCAAAGUCAAUUUGGGAACCCUGCGGAGGAAAAAACUGGGAACUUGGGUACUGUGAGAAAGAGCAAAAAUGUGCAAAUAUCACUGGAGAGGUUCUGGUUGAAAUUCCAAUGAUUGGAAUUUGCAAAUGUAAGUACUCCAACAUACGUAUACAUCAGGGAUUAAAAUGACAGUUACUAGUAAGUGCUAAGGAAAAUAAAGGCACCAUAAUUUUGCUAUUUACGAACAGUGGUGCCAGUUUUAAGUUUGCAUAUAAAGCCAGAAAGCCAGUUCAACUUACUAGUUGAUUAUUUAAGCUUGGUAGUGGUAUUUCGUAUAGUAUAUCUUAUGGACCUAGAGUACCAUCUACCAUCACCAUAUUUUUAUUCUACAUGUUUCUCUAGUGAAUAUUUCCCCCCAAUAUUAACUUUGCAGGAUAAAGAUUUUAGCAGUAGUGGUCAUAAAAAAUUUACAGGAAUCUUAGGUUUAGCUGAACAUCAGGGGAUAUUAAUUAACAAAUAUCACUAAUGACAAGGUUAGCGAUUAUUGUUAUAAACCAGGAGGUGCCCAAAAGGUAGAUCUUCAGAGGUUGUACAACUACACCCCCCAUGAUGCUUUUCUAGCCUUUAAAAUCAUUUUUAUUCUUUUAUUUUUCAUUCAUUUAGAAUGACAAAGCACCAUGGGAGUUGUGAUUUUAGUAUCUGGGGAUCUAUCUCAACCUUGCUCUAAAUUGUAUUACACACUGGUCCAAAGUACUCACCGCUUUGCACACAUGAAAUCGCACUCGUAUUUAUCCUUUUAUUUAAACAAUUCAUGGGGCACAUGUGUGAAGAAGAUGAAGAUUAAUAAUCUAGAAGUUUAACCUAAUAAAUACAUGAGACAGAAAUAGAGGCGAUACAUGCGCAAAAAAUACAGGUAUGAGAAUUGUUAAAAAAGGAACACUGUACCUGAAAGAGUUAAAAGAAAGCAAAUGUAAAAUCACAUUGGAGAUUGGUUAUUAUUAUUACUUAUAUUUUGCAGAACUUUCGCGAUGUAAUCCAACUAAGCAAAAAAGAUGAUAUAGUACAAUUAGUAAUUAGUAUUUUACUCUUGCAUUAAACAGAUAUGAGACAUUAUACCGCCUAUAAAGAAUUUUGGGAAGAUGAUGAUGAACAAUGUCCGGAGCAAUCAGGAUGUGAAAUGCACACGGGUGUUUGUGACUGUAUCACAAGAAGGACAUGCUUUCCAGACUUUAGAUACAGCUCUUAUGAGACAUGCAAACCUUAUCAGGCUUAUUUGAUGGGUAUACUAGAAAAAUAUGCUAUGUAUGAUAUUAAAUAUCAAAUUUUUAUGUGCUUUCUUGACUUCCUAGGGCAGAGGUAGGUAAUCUUUUAGUAAUGCUGUGCCAAAACAAAAUCUUUAAGUGCCUCGGCGUGCUGGUCCUCAUUUUUUAAAAUUGAGGUGUGUAUGUUGCCUUUAAUCUGCUUGUGUUAUUUCUGGGUGCUGCUGUUGAUUUGUAGCGUAUGUGUGCAUCUGUGGAACGUUAUAUUGUAUAUGUUCAUGAGUAGAUUAUGGUAUCGUGUAUGAUACCUAGGAAUGUGGGCUGCUUGUGGAAUUGUGUGUGACAGGCUGCUCGUGGGGUUGUGUGCAUAUAUGGGUUGUCAGUUGUGUUGUGUUUGUAGAGAUUGUGUAUGGGUAUGUUUGGGCUGCUUGUAUUAUUUGUAUGAGGGGUAAGCUUAUUCUGCAGCUCUGUGUAUAUCUAGCAGUGUGGGUGACUUCCCUAGGGUCCAGUGGGGACCGGGCUGACCAGGUACUGGUAAAGGGCAGGAACUGUGAUAGCUGCAAGCUGCUCUACUCCAGUGUGGAUUCCCAUUCACAAGGGCUUGGAGGAAGUGACCUGAGGUCACUUUCUCUAUGUCCUGCAAUAUGUAAAUUUAAGAUUGUCCCUCACCAUCGGUAAUCACAACUUGGUUUGCACUAGCAAAUAUCCAAAGUCCCACUGGGACUACUGAAGGCUUGUUUGUUUCUAGCACCCUGAGUGCCAUGCAUGACAAACGUGUCACGUGUUGCUGACCCCUGUCCUAGGGUUUAUUGAAAUCAGAUAACCAUUUAAAAAAACAAAACAGAUUUUUAAUUUGAUGUACAUUGUAGCCUGAUUGUUUUUUCAUUUAUUUUUUGUUUAAUUAACCAUCAAUCGUAAAUGGUUACAUACUUAUGAAAAUGGACACUGAGUAUUUGGAUAUUUAAUAGCAUUUCUGUUAAAUGUGCUCUAUUGCAUACUUGCUUGAAAAAAACAAAAACAGAAUGUGACCACAUCCACUGCCAAGUGGAUGUAAUCACAUUUAAUGCAAAAGCUGGGGAUGGUGGAGACAAAAACAAAUGUCACGUCACCAGUAUUAAAUUCCAUGGUCAUUCAAGUCUAAAAAUUAACAUAUAAAGAUGAAUAGUCAAAUGGCAAAAAAAAUAUUAAUCUUCAUUGCAACUUCCUAUAUGCUAAGUGAACUUACUCCCAUGACAUUGGACAUUGUGAUUUAGGUAAGUACUUCCUAUAGAGACAGUGGCGUACACACAAUCCAUGGGACUCCGGUGCGAAACUGAUCCGUGGGCCCCCCAUCCCUCCCCUCUCUCCCCCGAUCCGUGACCCCCUCUCUCCUGCGAUCCGUGCUCCCCAAUUCCCCCUGACACAUACAUCCAUACAGACACACACACAAACAUACACACAGACACAUACAUCCCUCGACAGACACAUAAAUACAAACACACACACAUAUAUACACACAGACACAUACAUACAGAGACAGAGAGACACACACACAUACAUAGACACAGACACAUACAUACGGGGCCUCAUGGAUUGUGUGUACAUAGACACACACACAUACAGAGACACACAAGUACAUACAGAGACACACACAUACAGAGAGACACAGACACACAGACACACAUACAGACAGACACACAUACAGACACACACACAUACAGAGACACACACACAUACAUACAGAGACACACACACACAUAGACACACACACAUAUAGAGACACAGACACACACACACACACACAUACACACACACAUAUAGAGACACACACACACACACACAUAUACAUAAAGAGACACAGACACACACAUACAGAGACACACUCACAGAGAGAGACAGACAUACACACAUACAGAGACACAGACACACAUACAUACAGAGACACACACAUACAGAGACACAGACACACAUACAUACAGAGACACAGACAAACACACAUACAGAGACACACACACACAUAGACACACACACACACAGAGACACACACACAUACACAUAUAGAGACACAGACACACAUACAUACAGAGACACACACAUACACAAUAGAGACACACACAUACACAUACAGAGACACAGACACAUACAGAGACACACAUACGCAAAAUGUUUCCUACCUUGUUACUUUCCCUGUGGUCCAGUGGAGGCUCAACCUGAUGGGAGUGAGAGUUCCCACUCUGACUCUCUCCUCCUUCCUCCCACGCGGGCUGAUAGCUGGGAGGAGUGACCGAGGAAUCACUUCCUCCCAGCUCUGAUGUAAUCACAGGGGGCCCGGUUGCGCUCUUAAAGGGCCCAGUGCAGACCGGGCCCCCUCACAAUCCAUGUCCAUCGAGUGGCCCUGACAGCAUGGGCCACCCGAUGGACCCCUCCAUAUGCAGCCCCGCGCGGGCCGGGGCGGCAAAAUGUGGCAGCUGGCCUGGUACCCGGUCACAGGGGUCCACAGGGCGGCCGGGCCCCCUGGAGUGCCGGGCCCGGUUGCAGGGGUCACAUCUGGUGUAUAGAGAGGAAUACAUACAUGUCCCCCCAAUGUGAUAUAAGGAAGCAUGUUAGUGUUCUCUUCAGCCAAGAUGAUAAGGAGGCCAUUAUUCAAAAUAUUUCUUCUUCUUACACAUACAACUCAUCUGUGAUGCUUAAAAGCACAUUGUGAGUGUGAAGACAGGAAAUGUUGACUUUACCCAUGACUCUAGGACACUUCAAUAGCCAUAUUAUACUCAAAUGUUUUAGAUAAGUGCACCAAAUUAAACCAGUCAACAAUUUUACACACCAAUUUUCAAACCCAGACUACUAUCAAUUCAAUUAGAAAUAGACAGUAUUCGACUCUGGCCGUGCAUGCACAUUCGGCUCCACUCAAAAGCUGACGUCGGAGGGGGAGGAGAGGUCACCAGCGUUGAGGGAGCCCAGCGCUGGAUAAAGGUAAGUGGCUGAAGGGGUUUUAACCCCUUUGGCCAAGCAGGAGGGUGGCCAUGAGGGUGGUAGACCCUAAGGAAUAUAUAGUGUCAGGAAAACGAGUUUGUUUUCCUUACACUAUAGAGAUCCUUGAAUAUCAAAUUCAAAAUUUAGUUGCAACGUUUGUAUCUAGUUUAUCCUAAAUAAUCACAUGAUAUAAUAAUAUUGCCGAUGUUGGAAUCUUUAAAAUGAUUAGCAACUUGGAGUUUCUUCAGCACCUAAAAUCAGUUUAAAAAAAUGAGUGUAUGUAAAUUGAUAUUGUUUUAAUUUUUACAAUCUGUAGUAAAAGAUUUGACUGCAAUUACCUCUUGACAAUCAUUCAGUGAUUCAGGGAGGAGGCAAUCAUCUUUCAAUUGUAUCACAAUUUUCACAAUUACUUAUGAGAAAUACUAAAUACUAAAGAGAACAUGUGAUGUCAGUCGCAUGCUCCCAACAGUCUCAGAACUGAGGGUCCUGUCUUGCUCUUCUGCAUUGGUUCCUCAUGUCCCAUCUGGGUUUUUGUUACCUGCAAAGUUCAGUUUAUAAUCCAUAGUGAGCAACCAUGUCUAAAUUGUUUGAGGGGUGGGGAUGUGAAAGGGAAUUUGAGAGUUAUGUGCCUAUAGCCGACAUAAAUAUAUAUCUGUCCUGGCAAGUGCGUUGAGCAUUUCCAAUAAUGAUUGCUACUUAACUGGCUAAAAAGUGCAUCCUACAAUGGAAUUUUCCAAUGUAAUAUGUAUCUGAUUGAGGGGUGGUUCCAGUUUAUGACUGCUGGAUGCAAUUUGGAGUGGUCUUGCUCAAAACAGAGGCUUGUGCACUUUGCAAACUACCUCUAAUUUAUUUUUCCUCUAAAAUGCGAUGAAUUGUCAUUGAAAUGAAUGAAACUGAAAUUAUAAAUAUAUUUCUGAAUAUAUGCAAAUUCAAAGUAAACCCUUAACGAUUAAAGUUGAUUGAAGCUUGGACAACUUGCAACAGGAAAACCUAGUUAUAAAAUGAAACUAAUUCCAAUUCUUUUUCCUAAAGAUUAUUAUUAUGCUGAAGGUUAUACUUACGAACAUCCCAAGCCUGUCUGCUAUAGCCAAGGAUGUGACAUUAUAGAUGACAAGUGUAUAUGUGAAACAGAAGGACCAUGCGGACGUAAAUAUGAAUUUGAAAAUCGAAACAAAUGCAAUACAGCACUAGGUAAGAUUAUAUGACAUGAUUAUAAUAAUGUAGACAAUAUUUAUCCAGCUGGUGUAGUAAUUAUUGCUGCUUUAGGCAAAAAUCAAGUUUGUUGUUUGUGGUUUUUCCCAUACCUCUUUCUACGAGUUCUCUAUUGCCCUCUCUAAAAACCUCUCUUUCAACCAACUUAACUAAUACUAAGUAAAAAAAAUACUUAGUAUUAGGAAAUAAAGGAGGUUAAAAUCUCCUUCUGCCCUUACUCGCUGAGAGAAGUUGCAUGUCUUUUAAACAGUGAGCAGUCAGUUGCUCACUGUUGUAAAAAAGGUCACCCCCAAAAUCCAGUAAAGGAGGACCUGGCACAGGUGGGGCGCUAUUAAAAUAAUUAACAGGGAAUACAUAGUGUACCCCUCCAGCCGCCACCCAUGCUCCAUGAAUGGGGGGCUAUUAAACUUAAGAGGGGACCUAGUGUCCACCCCCAGCCUCCACCCACAAGUGGUGUGUGGAGGCCCUAAAUGAUAAUGGAGGUCCCCCAUAGUCCCCAUGGAUAAGUACCAGUGGGGGCCCUAAGUGAUAAGGGGGAAGCCUGCUGUCUCCCCAGUCCCCACCCAUUAGUGGUGGGUGGGGGGCUUAAAUAUGAGGUUUAGCAGAAAAUGGCUUAUCUGGAGCUGAUAAACUAUUGAUAAACAUGAUUACUUCUAAUUAAAUCAAGACAUAUAUUAAGACUGCCUCUUUUCCAUACACCUUCUCAGGUCAGUGAAUAUUGAGGUAGAGAACAAAGAGCUGUUAUAGAAUGUAUAUAAUCUAUCUCUAAUACACUCAUCUAUAUGGGUUUAAACAUACUUCCUCAAAAAGUAUCAGAGUUUACUCUACACUGAUCAACUGCUCUUCUCCCAACUGUUUUGAAACCUUACCACUAGGGGUAGCACAUAUAUAAACCCUCUGCUUGCAACAAUAGAGACACAUUAACAAGACAAGCUAAAAGUGUAUAAAGUGCUAACACACUAAUUGCGCCUAACAGCUCUUUCUCUUUUUGAACUCUUCCUCAUUCAAUUUUCACUGAUCUCUUACUAUUUUCUCUUUUUGCUUUAAUAUAUUGCAAGUGGUCAAGUGUUAGCAAUGACCAUAGAGCAGAACUGAAUUUCCAUAUUUGUUUGCUGAGAUUGGCUGAUUACACUCAGGAUGUUGUGCUUGCUACAGACACAGAUUGCUUGGUUAAAUAAUAUCUAGUUUGAAGUUAUAAGAUAGAUUUAUUAAAUGUAACAACUGAAAUUUAAUUCACUGUUUGUUAAACAGGCACCAUAGUCACCAAAACAACUUUAGCUUAAAGGGACUCUCCAGUACCAGAAAAACAAACGGGGGGUAGGGUGGGGGGAGACCCAAUGCGCAUGCGUGGCAAUGCCGCGCACGCGCCUUAGACCUCCCCAUAGGAAAGCAUUGAAAAAUGCUUUCAAUGCUUUCCUAUGGGGAUUUCAGCGAUGCUGGAGGUCCUCACAUAGCGUGAAUUGCCCUCUAGUGGCUGUCUAGAAGACAGCCACUAGAAGAGGAGUUAACCCUGCAAGGUAAAUAUUGCAGUUUAUGAAAACUGCAAUAAUUACACUUGAAGGGUUAAGGGUAGUGGGAGUUGGCACACAGACCACUCCAAUGGGCAGAAGUGGUCUGAGUGCCUGGAGUGUCCCUUUAAUGAAUCAGUUUUUGUGUAAAGUCACUGUUAAAUUUUCUGCCAUUUACGAGUUUAAUCACUUUUGUUUUUAUGUAGCUCUAGACACACCUCCCCUGACUGUGACUCACACAGCCUUCAAAAAAUGGUUUAAUUUUCAAUCAGAUGCUACUAACUUUAGAAGUGUUUAUUUCCUACUCUGUAAAUUAAAUCAACAGAAUGUGUCCCACCCCAAAAGUGUUGGGGUAACUCUUUUAUGAAACCGUAAAGUUUAUUUUGUAGCACAGCUACACAGCUUCUUAACAGAAAGUCAGCUACUAUUAUUAUUUUUUUUAUUGUGCUACAUAUAUCUGUAUGACAAUGUAAAAUGUUAGCUGUAGGAUUUUAGGUAAAUCUGUGUUCUUAUGGUCUAAAUAUCCCCAUACAUAGUUUACUAAUUUAUUUCCAUUUUUUACAAGUUGAGAAGAUUUGUAGCAAUGUUACCUGUCCGGAAGUAGAACAACUGAAAUGCCCUGCUGACUCUGUGGCUAGCAAGCCCCAUACACCCCCUGGAGAAUGCUGUCCCACCAUACCUAGCUUCUGCACCUGUAAUUUCAAAAAGUGCAACAAUACGUGUCCAAGGAGAAAAAGGAAAAUAAUGAUACAACCAACAAAUGGAGUCCCGGGAAACUGCUGUGACAAGUUCUUGUGUUUACAUUGAAAAUCAAUAUUCUUCCAAUCAUUUUUUUAAAUAUUUUUUUUGUUUUACAAUAAUUGUUAUCUAAAAAACAGAUAAUUGCCUCUCAUUUUAGUGUCUCUUUAUUCAUUCUUUUCUCUAACUCUUUUAUAAUAUAAAUCCAUCUACUAUCAAAAUUCUAAACAAAUUCUGAGUAAAAACAUUAAACUGAUGCAGAAGCGUAUCAGUCAAUCUGAAAAAGCAAUAACAAAUCAAAUUAAAUGUAUUUGAGGUGUAAACGAGAUUUCGGAUAAUCCUAAAAUAUACUGUAAAUCCUGCAAGUUUUGUUUUUUUUAUUCAAAAUUCUAUUUGAUAUUAGACUGGAACUUCAUAAAUAUGGAAAAAUAAACCAACAACUGGGUUAACACAUUAUACAUGCCAUUCUUUCUAGGGAUUAAACUAUUUGUAACGUAUCAAUGAAAGAAAAUUGUCAGGGGAGAAAAAUUUGUAAAAUCAUUUGUAAUAUUUUUAGGAUAAAUUUACAUGAAAUUCUAAGUUUCUGAAUCUGUGUCUGAAAUGGUUAAAAACAAUAAAAAAAAAAGGGAAUUGUCACAUCUCUGUAAUUUACUCAGUUUAAUAAACAAUUGAAAAUCACCUAGAA
Pelobates cultripes (western spadefoot toad) is the source of this 8579-nucleotide messenger RNA. Lineage: Eukaryota; Metazoa; Chordata; Amphibia; Anura; Pelobatidae. The record is from the annotation of a GenBank genome assembly.